This is a messenger RNA of Esox lucius (northern pike), 2829 nucleotides long. RefSeq names its product solute carrier family 4 member 11 (gene slc4a11). NCBI's taxonomy places the organism in Eukaryota, Metazoa, Chordata, Actinopteri, Esociformes, Esocidae. Gene Ontology annotation, molecular function: solute:inorganic anion antiporter activity. Gene Ontology annotation, biological process: monoatomic ion homeostasis; monoatomic anion transport; transmembrane transport. Gene Ontology annotation, cellular component: basolateral plasma membrane; plasma membrane. The record is from RefSeq and is a predicted model, not a curated record.
GUGAGAGAGCGAGAGAGCGAGAGCGAGAGAGAGAGUGAGAGAGUGAGAGAGAGAGAGAGAGCGGGAGAAGGUAGGUGAUCACACUCAUCUGAGCAGGACAACAGAACACAUGAUGGGUUGACUAGGAGGAAAUACUCUUCACUUAACUAUGGAACCCAACAAAGUUCUUCAUUUUGUGCCUUCUGGAGCUCCUUCCUCAGGGAUGUCUAAGAAUGGGUUCUACUUUCAGGAAAUGGAGCAGCGGGAGGGGGAGCCAGAGGAGGGGUGCGAGGAGCGGGAGGAGGGACUGGAGGACUCCCCCAUCGCCUGUGGAGAUGACAUCCACCUCUACGACCCCGCAAUCAUCCCUGGACCUGACACGGACGACUCCGGCUGUGUGCUACUCAACACAUCUAGGAAGUACGUGAAGCUGAUGAACUUUGAGGAGGAGGUGCGGGCGCAUCGAGACCUGGAUGGCUUUCUGGCCCGAGCUAGCAUCCUGUUGGAUGAGACGGCAGCGUCGCUAGACGAUGUCCUCAAGAGGAUGUUGCAUCACGUUGGGCAGGACUGCCACACAGCUGAGCCGGGGUGCAACUUCGAGGAGGUCAUGAGCAUGUUGUUCACCGACGCCGGAGCGCAGGAGGUCAACGUCCACCUGCUGUCAGAGACCAUCCAGGGAGUGACAGCCACUGCAACUGGGGUCCAGUAUCAACAGUCAUGGCUCUGUAUCCUUUGCAAUGUGAAGACUCUACAGAGACGUCAUGUUUGUAUUUCCCGUCUGGAGCGACCUCAGAACUGGGGUGAGAACUGCUGCGAGGUCCGCUACGUCAUUCUCAUCCUGGCCCCGCUCAAAAUGAAAAGUACAAAGACAGCAAUGGAGCUGGGAAGGACAUUUGGAACGUUGUUCUCAGACAUAUCGUUCAGGCAGAAGCUUCUAGAGACCAAGACCCAGGAGGAGUUUAAAGAAGCCUUAGUGUUUCAACGACACCAGCUAACUGCAGCCAAUCAGCAGCCUGCUGCUGUGGAAGAGGAGGAGACUGACCCUCGCUCCCAUAAACCACUCAAGUUUAAAGACUUCUUCAGAGCCGGUCGGGGGAUUUAUGAAGACCUGUGUCGCAGGCUGCCUUUCUACACUUCAGACUUUACAGACGGGAUAGUGGGUAGUAAUAAGACCCUGUUGAAGUACAUGACAACCGCCAUCUUCCUUUACAUCGCCAUCCUCCUUCCUGCCAUCGCCUUUGGCUCCCUCAACGACGAGAGCACCCGGGGAGAGAUGGAUGUCCAGAAGACCAUAAUCGGCCAGAGUAUCGGAGGGGUCAUCUACUCUCUGUUUGCUGGAUCACCGUUAGUCAUACCUCUCACCACCGCCCCCCUGGCCAUCUUCAUCAGUGUGAUUCGUGGUAUCUGUGAUGACUAUGACCUGGACUUCCCAGCAUUCUACGCCUGCAUCGGUCUCUGGAACUCUCUCUUCCUGAUUCUAGGAGGCAUCUUCAAUGUCUCACUCCUGAUGAAGCUGUUUAAAAGGUCUACAGAGGAAGUCAUAGCUCUGUUCAUCUCCAUAGCCUUUGUAGUGGACGCUUUGAAGGGCACCAUUAAAAUCUUUCAUAAGUACUACCACGCCUCGACCAAUGGGAGUGUGGAGGCGUUGCUGCAACUACAAGAGCGUCAGGGCGUGGCCCUGCUGGCGGGUAACGGGACAGGUGACGGGGCGGGGGGGGCGGGGCUGAGCUCCAGCUCGCUGCCCCUCCAGGACUCCUUGAUCCAGUGCACCAGAGAGAGGCCGGUUCUAUGCCUGCUGCUGAUGCUGGGAACCCUGUGGCUGGGCUACACCCUCUAUCAGUUUAAACGGAGUCCAUUCCUCCAUGCCAAGGUGAGGGAGGUGCUGUCGGACUGUGCCCUGCCCAUCUCCGUCCUGGCCUUCUCCUUCAUUGGAUCCUACCUGUUUAAUGACAUUGAGCUUCCAGUGUUUAACUUCCAUAAUGGUCCCAUGUUCAACGUGGCUCCCUUUGAGAAGUUGUCUGCAAUAAACGUUCUGAGUGCCAUGGGGCUGGGCUUCCUCCUGGCUAUUCUCAUCUUCAUCGACCAGAACAUUGUGGUGUCUCUCACAAACGCUCCUGAGAACAGGCUGCUGAAGGGCACGGCGUACCACUGGGACCUAAUGCUCUCCGGACUCAUCAACAUUCUGAUGUCGGUUCUGGGGUUGCCAUGGAUGCAUGCUGCCUUUCCCCACUCCACUCUGCACGUCAGACAACUGGCCUUCGUAGAGCAAAGAGUCGAGGGGGGACAUCUUUAUGAGACAAUUGUCAGUGUGAAAGAGACCAGGUUGACGUCACUAGCUGCCAACAUCUUCAUUGGAGUGUCAGUGUUCCUGUUACCAGUGCCUCUCCAGUGGAUCCCCAAACCCGUCCUGUAUGGCCUCUUCCUCUACAUCGCCCUGACGUCCAUCGACGGUAACCAGAUGUGUGACCGCAUGGCCCUGCUGUUGAAGGAACAGACAUCCUACCCCCCUGCCCACUACAUCCGUAAGGUCCCUCAGAGGAAGAUCCACUACUUCACCUUCCUGCAGAUGAUGCAGCUGCUGGUGCUGUGUGGGUUCGGCAUGUACCCUCUGCCAUACAUGAAGAUGAUAUUCCCUCUGCUCAUGGUACUGCUGAUACCCAUCAGGAACUGUGUUCUUCCUCACAUAAUUGAGGCAAAAUACCUGGAUAUCAUGGAUGCUCAACACAUGUAGAGAGAGACACACACACCAACACAUGUAGCUACAGACAAACAUCAUCACAUGUAACUACAGACCCAGAACAACACAUGUAAGUACAGACACAGCUACAGAGACAGACCAAUGCAGGUAGA